UUUACAAAAUCCCGUUGGGUUAACCACAGACGCCAUAUUUGAUCAGUGAUAGGUAUGGCGUAGAUUUUGAGGAUGUUUUGAUAAUCCUAUGAGUAAUCAAUCUUGCUAAUUAGAUUAAUUAUUCAACAUAACAGAAUUUUGCGGAAAAGAUUAGUUUGUGGGAUCCAUGAUAUGGGUCGUGAUUGAGAAAUGAACCGUGAGGAGCCAGGAGUGACUUCCAAUGUAUAUAAAAGUGAAUCACCACCAUCAAGUACAGCUGAAUCUUCAUCUGACAGUGAGAACGCAAGCUCUUCUGAAAAAGAAUUCUCUGUUCAAGGGACUAAUUUUAAUCAAGGGCAAUUGAAACUUACCAUCUCGGCUAAACAAAAAAGUUCAUCCACUUCCUCUUCUCCAAGUUAUGAAGGCCUGGGAUCCCGACUGAUCGAUGUGGACAGUGUUUUUGUUGACACUGGGCAAUCAUGUAGAACUAACCCAGAGCAGUAUGUGAGAAAGUCAUCAUCAGUGAUGGACCUGAAUACUGCUGAUUCCAACAGAGACCAAACAGAAUCUAUGUUUGAUGCUCUUGGAUCCAGUAGCAGUGCUGAAGAAUCUUCAGAUAAGUCAUCUGUAGGAUUUCAGAAUACAUUCCAACAAUUUUUGCAGUCUUCAAACUCGGAUGACUCUACCCAAAUGUCUGAGGAAAGCAGAAUAGCACAGACAAAGCAUGGGAAUAAAGAAUUAUUACCAAGUAAUUGUUACGUCUUGCUGGAUAAAAAGAGCUCUCCAAUGAAACGACACUACAAAAAGAUGGCUUCAAAAGCAAUUACGCUAGGUAAUGUAGGAAACUUUGACAAAAUUCGUGAGAAAACUAAAUCUUUGGCAUCCAGAAAAAGAAAUGUAGUACUCUAUGAAGAAAAAGCAAGUGAAGUUUCUGGGAGUGAACAUGAACAACUAAAUGAAUUGUCCAUUUCUGCAUCCUCGAUCUCCAAUUUGCAUGACAACAUAUUUGAGAAAAUGAGCAAUGCUUUAAGCAACAUAUCAUCUGAAGGGGAAGGUAAAUUACAAAAGAAACGAAGGUCACCUAAGGCAAACAAAUCUAAGCAAAGACUACAGCAUAGUGAUUUAGAAAAAGAAAGUGAAAGUCCAUGUGAAAUCAAUGCAUCUAAACUGGCUGCUGAUAUGGCCAGAAAUGAGUUCAUUUUCAGAAAUACAAGAAGCGGAGAUGAAUCCGAUGCCAUGUCAGAUCGCACCCGUCCAGGAAGUGUUCAUGAUCAGCAAGAGAGCUUUGCUCGGUUGGACAAUAUGCAGUCUAAUGUUUCACCAGACAGUGGAAUAUCGUUAGCAGAUUCACCAGUUGGAAACGAAUCUCCAAUAUCUGGGACGUUGUCAGAUAUUAGUUCAAAGACCAACGUAGGUGGAUAUACAAGUGACCAUAGUUGUGUUCAAACUAGUGAAAAACUGGAUUCUGUUGAAAGAAGUCAUUGUGAAUUAACAUCCAGAUAUGAAAAGCAGGAUGGUGUUAAUAGUGAAUCAGUGGUUGAUCUGCAAAAGUCUAACAACAAACACGAUAAAGAAUUUGAAAUGGGACCUCUGCACUGUGAUAGUUUAGUUGUGAAUACAAAUUUGGGUGAUAAUAUUCUGGGUUGUUGCAGCAGUAGUGAUACUUCCUCUUCGCAUUCACCUUCACCAAAGAAGAAAAGUAUUGGCCGUGUACCAAAAAGAGCCGAAUUUUUGCGGCUACACAAGAGUAGUACCUUGUUGACUACGGGUAAGAUGCCAGUUCAGGUUGAUGACACAAAUUCAAAGGAUGAUAAACUUUUCUCAGUGCCGUUAAUUCCUGGUCCUUCAUUGCAAGAGAGACUAGCACAGUGUCCAGAUAGGGUUCCCGAUGAAAGGAAACCACAUAAAGCAAAGAAACGAAAGUACGUACGGCAGAAGCAAAGUAAUGAAAAAGUUCUUCAGAAGGCAUUUGAUGUGUAUGAGUUUCAUGAAGGAGAUAAACCAAUCAAGAAGCGCUGUGUAGGCCGUCCACCAGGUCGGGGAAGAGGAAAGAUCUCGGCAAGUGGUAGGGGACCCGGUCAACCACCAGGGAAACCCAACUUCAAGAAGAGGGGACCUGGUAGGCCACCCAAAGUAGUUUCUUCACAAGUUGUGAAAAGGGGGCCUGGGCGACCCAAAGGAUCUUUAAACAAGAAAACUCUACUUGCAAGAGCAGGUGCAAUGUUUUCUAAAUGUAUUAAUGAUUCUCAAAAUACGUCUUCUGACCCAAGUACUUCCAAAAAUGACUCUGGAGAAGUAGAAUCUGACUUUGUUCUUCCGGACAACAUUUUAGAUAAUUUAUCCCAAAUUGAUGCUAACUCCGACUUGAUCAACUUAUCAGACAUAUCACCUUCUAAGUCAUCCGAGUCCUCACUUUCUGAGGCUCAGAAUAAUUACCUUCAGAACUUAUCAGAUAUAUCUCCAGCUAAGUCGACAUCAAGUGUGGAGAGUUCUACAUUUUCCUUUAAACCUCCACUUGUUCAAAUGGGAACAACAUCUCCUGUUGUGGAACAAAAAGUUACAGAGAAGAGAAAAGUGGGAAGACCAAGGAAAAGGCCCCACAAACCUGUUGAGUUACCUUCAGAAAGACCUGUGAAUGAUCAUAUUCCUACAUCAAGUGUAGAUAAUGAGACAGAGGAUAGAGAACUGGAGUCAAUAAUACAAAGUGUCCAGAAUUCCAUAUCCUCACAGUUUCAGAACCCAAGCAUGGCUUUGGAUGACAUGCCAGAGAGUUCUAUUGAGGAUGAGCUGAAUUCGAUAGAACCUACUUUUGACCCUGUACCUUCAAUGAAUUAUCUGCAUAGUGCAGGGUCAAAACUGAAACAGGUUCCAAAGAUUCGCAAACCAAAAUUGCAUGUUAUGAUGCGUAAACAUGGCAACUUAAAAAGUAAAAGAGGUCGCAAAAAGAAAAAGUACACAGUCACUCCAAUAGAAUCGUCAGGGUCAAAUUUUAGUGCAUUCUCAUCCAAAUUUAAGUUAUCAAGUUCCAAGUCGCUUAUUGGUUUUACAAGUAAGCCAAGUAUACUGGCUUCCAGUACAUUUGAUUCUGACCCUGAUGAAGAAAUGGAACAUAGACAUUUUCUACAGAAAAUGAAGCAGCAACAGAAACUGAAGAAAAGGAAAGAAAAGUUGAUCAACUUCAGAUCGAAACAUAGAAACAUUAUUGACCCACGUUUUUUAACGGACUUGGAAUAUGUGAUUGACAAUUUUCAUCUUUUGGCCAUUUCUCGGCCAGAAGAAACUUUUAUCAGAGUGAAACCAGGGGAAGUGCCAUUACCAAGUAUCUUCAAGCUUACCAAAAUCAUUGUGAAACCCAAGAAAAAAGACCUAAGACAUCCAUUUGAGUCAGAAAAAGUGAAAAGGUUGAAAACUUCUCGGAGUAGGGAUUUUGCUUUUCAAAUAAUGGAGAAAAAAAGCAAGAUGAAGUCAUUUCAUAGGAAAAUGUUUAGUCUGAAAGAGAAAAAAUUCUUUCCUCCUUGUGAUCAUUCUGACGACAUCCAAGAUUUGCAGCAAUGUGUCCCAAAUGUUCCCCCAAAGAAAAGACACAAGUUUUUGUCAGAUAUUCCGCCGACAACAAAGACUGUGUCUAAUGUGGAGACGGAGCCUGUUCAGCAACCAGAAAAACGAAAACCAGGCCGUCCCAGAAAGAAUCCAGUUUUGAAACCCAGAUCAGAAAGUAGAGGCACUGAAGCGAGGAACGCUUCAUUGCAUGUAGAAAGUGCUUCUUCAAACCUUGUUACCAAAGAUGGGAAAGAAAGCAGUAUAAACUCUCAGGGAUCAAUUAAUUUAAGUGAAUCUCCUAGAAUUCCAUUGGCUACAGACAAAUCUUGUGAGAUAAACUCAGCUGUGCCCCCUAAUUCAAAACUGAGUGGAUUUCAGGUAAAUUCGAUAAGUGUUCAAACUGAUUCAGAAUUGUCUUGUGUGGAUUGUAUUCAGUUGCAGAAUGGUUCAGAAGUAGUGCAUCGUAAACGGGGUCGUAAACCUGGAAGUUCUGUGUCAAAAGACCUGGGUAAGAUGCCUGCGGGGCAGCUGUCUAAGUCAUUUGCGACAAAAAUCAAAGAAAAACUUCUACGAGGUCGGAAAAAGAAACGGAAAGUUGGGCGACCUCGUAUUAGACCUUUGGAACAGGAUCCCAAAGUAUCGAAAAUCAUUCACAGAAAAAAAUCUCAUGCUCAACUCUCUCACAACAAACUUCACUCACAUCAAAUGGAAGGGGACGUAAUGUGCAAUAAUAAUGUGACUUCUAGCAGAGACAGUGUAAUUAAUACAAUUGAGUCCGUGAUACGAAAUGUAUGCUCAGAAUAUGAACCUCUGCCCUCGAAAGAGCGUAAAAAAUCUGUUUCCGGUCUCGACAGUGAUGACGAGGAAUAUGUGCCAUCCAAACGCAUUAAAAAAAGAAAUUACUUGAAGACUAAACUUCCUAGCACGCCCACUGAGGCAUUGGACUCUGACAUCAGCAACAAGAGAGAUGUGACAGGAUUACCAAAGAAGAAGUACCAGGACGCUGGGCUCUUCUCAGACACCUAUAAAGAAGACCCAGACAGUAAGAAGACUCAUUACAACGGAAGCAGCAGCAAAAGUCGUGAAAAGGUGGUGUAUAAAAAACAGGGUAGUCUAAUGCCACCACCCAUCCAUGUUGGCAAACACCUCAGAGAACGUCAGUGUGACUUUCUGCUGUCAUACGAUAUCUGGUGGCAACUGAACAAUGAUCUGUUACCAAAGAGAGAAAGCCACGAAGAAAAGUACAGAAAGAUCAGAAACAAUAUUCAUGUUGAUGUCAAGCCUGUCUGUGAUGAAGCACAUCCAUGUACCUGUAAACGACCUUAUGACCCAGAGUUGAAAGGUUGUGGUGAGGAAUGUCUUAACAGAAUGAUGUACACGGAAUGUGACGUUGGUACCUGUCCAUGUCAAGAACAGUGUUUGAAUCAGCGAUUUCAAAAACAUGAAUGGGUUCCCAAUCUGGAGGUCAUAGUCACAAAUGAUCGAGGAUAUGGGAUCAAAACUUCCGAACCAAUAUCUAAUGGUCAGUUUAUUUUGGAGUAUCUUGGUGAAGUUGUUAGUGAGGUGGAGUUUCGUCGACGCAUGACAGAAGAGUACUCUAAGGAGCGCCAUCACUACUGUCUGAACCUGGACAGCGGUGCCGUCAUUGAUGGCUACAGGAUGGGAAACAUUGGGCGAUAUGUCAACCACUCAUGUGAACCCAACUGUGAAAUGCAGAAAUGGAAUGUUAAUGGAGUAUACAGAAUGGGAUUGUUCGCCUUGAAGGACAUUUCAGAUGACACAGAACUUACCUAUGAUUACAACUUCCACUCCUUUAAUGUGGAUGCUCAGCAACUGUGUAGAUGUGGUAGUGCAGAGUGUCGAGGUGUGAUUGGAGGUAAAACUCAGAGGGUGAAUGGUCAGGUGAAAGAAAAGUCCAAAGGUCCAGGGAGGCCACCAAAGGAUAAACGCAAAUCCAAGAACCGGCUAAAGAAAUACAAGGAAAAGAAAGCAGGAAAAGAACACAGUGCUUCUUCCACCUUGUCCACCAUGAAGCCUAUGUCACAUAAGGAACGCCACUUUGCCCGAACUCAUGCCAUUUUCCUGUUGCGAAACAUUGACAAGCAGAGACACAUCAGUCGCAAAGCUCCUGAAAAACUAGAUAAAGAGGGAGAAUACAUGAAAGCAACAGGGUUCACCAAAAAAGAUGUGUUUAUGUCUCAGCUCACUGCCCUCAAAACGGCGAGAUCUGUCAAAACCAGGCGACUUGCCCUAGCAGAAGAAAACACUGAAGUGACGCAGACCGCUAGGCUUGCUCAAGUUUUCAAUAGUGUUUGCCGACAAGUAAUGGAGUACAAAGAUAAGGAUGGAAGAGAACCAGUUUCCACUUUUGCCUUGCCAUCCAGGAAGAAACACCCAGAAUAUUACACAGUCAUAGAACAUCCCAUUGACUUCCAUAUCAUUGAAAAGAAUAUCUUGUCUGGAGCAUAUUCAGAUUUAGAAGCCUUUGAUAAAGACAUGAAUAGGCUGUUUAAAAAUGCUGAGAGAUACAGUGGCAGAUCCUCAUGGAUGGGACAACUUGUGACAGAACUCCGUAAGGUGUACGUCAUGGCCAAGGCUGAGGCCACACCCAUCCUGGAAGACAUUCUUGGAGAGGGAAGUCUGCAGUCCAUUGAAAAGGAAACAUCGGAAACGGAGGCAAUAGAAGGACAAGAGGAAGAGGAGGAGGAAGUCAUUCGAUGUGUGUGUGGAAUUUUUCGAGAUGAGGGUCUGAUGAUUCAGUGUGAGAAGUGCUUUAUUUGGCAGCAUUGUGACUGUAUGAAAGUCAAGGGAGAGGUGGAUAAUUACUUGUGUGAGCUAUGUCAGCCAAGACCUGUGGAAAAAGAAAUCCUUGCUGACCCUCAACCAGAUGAUGCAACAGAGGGAUGGACCUAUUACAUGACCCUGAUGAGAGAUGAAAUUCAGAUCCGAGUUGGGGACUGUGUGUAUGUGUUACGAGAGGUACCCAAGCCAGAAGACAGCAUUCCCAUUGAUUCUGUCAGAACUUCCUACAGAGUCAUCGCAGAGAUUGGGCAGGAUAAACUGGACAUCUUCCGCAUCGAGCGCCUAUGGAAGGAUGAAAAAGGAAGGAACUUUGCCUUCGGUCAUAACUACUACAGGCCACAUGAAACAUUCCAUGAGCCGUCCAGAAAAUUUUUCCCAAAUGAGGUCUUCAGAAUGCCAAUUUAUGAGAUAAUUCCCUUUGAUGCCAUUGUGGGGAGUUGCUGUGUGAUGGAUUUGAACACUUUCUCUAAAGGACGUCCCAAGGGAACGAGAGAACAAGAUAUUUUUAUUUGUGAAUACAGAAUGGACAAAACUGCUCAUCUCUUCUAUAAAAUAUCAAAGCAACCGUAUAUCAUCAAUACAAAGUCAUACUGUUUUGACAAGUAUGAGAAAAGGCUAAACCCAAAAAGAACAUACUCUCCUCAUGAAGUACCGGAGCAAUACAGACGGAAAACUGCAUGGGAAGAACGCUCGCAAUCUGAGAUUCCCAAACGGAAAAAGACGAUAAAGGAACAUCUGCAGGAGCAUAGCAGUGCUAAAACUGAAGAACAGAGAGAAAUGAUUGCAAAAUUAGAGGAGGAAAAGAGAAGAGAAAAGAGAGAGCACAUUGAUGCCAUUACUCUGAAACUUCUGAAUCAGACCCCAAAGAAGCAGAGACUGGAUGUGUCCUACCUACUGGACAAGAAACGACAGCAAAAGAAACCUCACGUUGUUGAUGUCUGAACAGCUGUGCCAAAGAAACACAAUAACGCUGCUUUAACCCAGGAAUCUGCCAGAAAAUCAUUCAAAUGGCCAUAAAUACCACAGACAGAGAGAUAAAAGCAUAGGGCAAUGUUAGGGUAUUGUCCAAAGCCAUUAUGAUAUAGUCCUUCUGCUGAUGUGUGACUUGGAUUCGAUUCAGGUGCUGGUGUCUACUACUUGGUAAUAAGGGUGGUAGACUGGUCCCAAGUUUUAUGCCAGUAUAUUGCCAUUUAAGUCGAAGGCUGCCCAUUGAUAUAUUUUUGCAAGAGUCUGAAAUAUUUCAUUUGGAAAUAAUUUCUUGAAUGUCUCUGAUGUUCUAGAUUUAGUUUAUGUAUAGAUUUUGUGAAGGAACUAGUUUACUCCCACCAGGAAAUGGGUGCAUUUUCUUAAUUAAUAUUUGAUGAUCAUCAUUUUAGAAUUUCUUCAAUGCCUGAAAGGAAAUUAAAUGAAAAAUAUCAUGGGCAGCUCUUGCAUAUAUAUAUAUAUAUAUACAUAUAUAUAAAGAAAUUUCUUGUUUAUCAUUCUUGAAGUGCCAUACUACAUUUACCAAAUGACUGCAGAUUUUGUUAAUGUUAUGUUUUUGCAUUAACAACAGUAUUUUGAAAUUCAUGAAAGGGGUCAGUGUCAAACUGCCUGUUUAUGCCUUGGCUUGUACAUGUAACAGUUUGUGAUGGUACUUGCAUAAUCUGAUGAAGAUGUGGCAAUUUAGUAUUUAUGUUUCUUUUAUUUUGCAAAAAUGGCUGGUCUACGUAUCUACAAAAUGGCUUUCAUGUUAGUUGUUUGUGUACCUUGUUAAUUGUUUGGAAUGACCUAUGCAAUCAGGAUUGUUAACACAAAGUUGUAGGUGUACAUUGUAUAACGUACACAUGGGUGUAAAUAUUUGUGUAUGUACAUUAUUUUGUGUGCAAUCUGCUUUGUAGCACUGAUCAUCACACAAUAGUUCACUGUUGAAGAGAUUGUUUCAGUGUGUCUAAUUUAUUUCUAGGAGAUGUACAUAUAGUUGAAUCAUUGUCAGUAACCAUAUACUAUCAUACUCAAAUAUAGAAUGAGAGCAGACAUUCUAGAUGGUGCGACUCGAUAGGUCAGAAGAAACAACGCUAGUUGUAUAUACAUGUAUUUAGAACAUAUUGCCAUUAGGAUAAGCCCUGUAUAUAGGCAGCAUAUUUUGUACUACCAAAACUAAAUUGUAUUGGGAAGUAACCUUAAGGUCAAGUGUAGUCUCCAAACUGCACAAGAGGAAUUGAUUUACUGGAAGGAUGUGGUUCUUCUUAAUGUUUAUUUAGUAGAGGUUGCAAAAUAGAUCAUUAUUAUUUAAAGAUUCACAAGGGUAUUAUUAUGGCUGAAUCAAAGAAUAAAAUUCUUGACCUUAUAUUUAUAAUAACUGACUUGGGAGUAUCAAAUACUCUAUAGGCUGGAUUUCUGUACAUAUUUGUCCAGCUUUUGUAUAUUAUGAAUGACAAUAAUAUUGUAUCAAUAUUUGUAGAUUUGUUUGUGCUCUUACCAAUACUUCAUCUACUGUGUACAGUUUUCUGUUUUUGUAUAUUGGUAGUUUUUUUUAAUCAUCAUGUAAUGUCUACGCAAGAGGUUGUUCUAUGUUUCUUCUUUAUGAAUUCCAUAUUUCACUUGUCAUUUCUUGAUGUCACAUGAUUUUCUGAUAAUUUUAAUGAAAAACCCGAAGGAAUUUAGUUUCCUGUUUGAUUUCAACAUAUUUAUUAUUUUGGUAAAUUUUUAUUGGCUAUGAUGGGAACCUGAUAAGAAUUUUGUUUACUACUUUGAUUAAUUAGUAGUGGGUUUUGGUAUUUAGAUUUUAGGAAAGUUUUAGAAUGGAUUUGUAUAAAAGAAUUUUAAACUGGUUGUAAGAAUUUUAAACUGGUUCAUUUUCUAUCUACUUGAUCAUUAUGGGGGAGAAAUGUUUAUAUAGAAACUUGUACUUUGAUCUCUGUCAUUUGGAGUGAUCUCCCUUUAAUGCUUAUCAAUGUAUUUUUUUUUACUCUAUUGCACAUGAACAAAAUUGAUUUAUAUAAAAUAUUGUAUUCAUUCUACAUUGUAGAUAUUUAUAUGAUCAUGAACUACAAUUCAUACUAUUUUGGAUAUUUCAUUUACACCAUUCUUUUAGCAUUGUACUUGUUGUUUCAGUUACUGUUUUAUCCCUUGUAACUUACAAUUUUAGUCAUAAAAUUGUAGUUUAUGUGACAGUAAACAUAAUUGUUGCUUUAUACUUUCAAAAAUGAAUCUACUUGAUCUAAGACAUCAAGUUAAAAUAAAAAUGACUAUAAAA
Molecule: messenger RNA, 9559 nt
Organism: Ostrea edulis (European flat oyster)
Lineage: Eukaryota; Metazoa; Mollusca; Bivalvia; Ostreida; Ostreidae
Product: histone-lysine N-methyltransferase ASH1L-like
Exons: 24
Coding region: 190-7263 (2357 amino acids)
Cellular component (GO): nucleus
Molecular function (GO): protein binding; DNA binding; histone methyltransferase activity
Source: RefSeq, a predicted model, not a curated record